UAUAAAAAUCUUUUAAAAACUCCUUAUGCAAAUCAGAAGUAAUAAUGUUGUGUUCAAUUGACAGUUGGUUUCGCGGUAUAAUGAAAAGUAUCUGACUUUGAAUAUUACUAUUGUGUUGACGUUUACACUUUAAACUGAUUAAUUAAUAUUAAAAUGUGUAACGCUACCGUAAUCAACGUUCGUAUAGACUUUAUUAGGGUGUGCUAAGAUGACAUCAAACUUCGGCACGGAUGAUCUGAUUGUGCAAAUCACUGCACCACAAGUUAUUUCGGCGGAGGUGGCGGCGGGCGCGGGGGGCGCUGGGGGCGCAGGGAGCGCGGGGGGCGCCGAGCUGGGCCGGCGGCUGCUGCUGGCGGCGCGCGUGGGCGACACGCCGGCCGUGCUCGACCUCAUGGUCAAGGGCGCGCCCUUCACCACCGACUGGCUGGGCACGUCGCCGCUGCACCUGGCGGCUGCCAACGCGCACGAGGAGACGUGCGCCGUGCUGCUGCGCGCCGGCGUGUCGCGCGACGCGCGCACCAAGGUGGACCGCACGCCGCUGCACCUGGCCGCGCACGCCGGCCACGCGCGCGUGCUGCGCCUGCUGCUGCGUCACGGCGCCAACGUCGACUGCAGGGACAUGCUGCAGAUGACGCCGCUGCACUGGGCGGCGGCGCGCGGGCACGAGGCGGCGGCGCGCGCGCUGCUGGCGGCCGGCGCCGACGCGCGCGCGCGCUGCAAGUUCCGCAAGACGCCGCGCUGCCUGGCGCUGCGCGCGCGCGCGCCGCGCCUCGUGCGCCUGCUGGACGACGCGCUGGCGCAGCAGGAGCUCGCCGCCUCGCUGCGCCCCAUUGCACCCGACAAUACUUUGACGGAGGAUAGCACAAACCAGAAUAGUUUCGAAACUGUAACACGCCUGCACGGGGGGGACAAUGUGAACAACCUCAAGAACCCACAAGAAAAUAAUGUUAGAGCCGAGAGCAAGUCCGAGGUGCGAGCAGAGGGCGCGGCGAGAGCGGGGGGUGCGGUG
Molecule: messenger RNA, 1009 nt
Organism: Papilio polytes (common Mormon)
Lineage: Eukaryota; Metazoa; Arthropoda; Insecta; Lepidoptera; Papilionidae
Gene: Atac3
Product: GA-binding protein subunit beta-1
Exons: 8
Molecular function (GO): protein binding
Source: RefSeq, a predicted model, not a curated record